Messenger RNA from Parnassius mnemosyne (clouded apollo), 474 nucleotides. The record is from the annotation of a GenBank genome assembly. Lineage: Eukaryota; Metazoa; Arthropoda; Insecta; Lepidoptera; Papilionidae.
AUGGACGACUACUUGCAGAGCUUCCACUCUGUCACGGAAGCUCAGCAAACGGUAAAAGCAGUCGAUUACGUCCACAAACAAGCGGGGUUCGUACUCAGCGGGUCGACAUCGAACGAAGAGAAAACAAUAGAAGAAAUAACGACAGAACAUAAACAACACGACGCGACCGUGAGCCUGGGCGGAAAAGAAACUGAGAAGACGCUCGGCCUGCUCUGGCAUGUACAAAGCGAUCAUAUUGGAUUUAAUACUCACAAUAUGAAGAUGCCUGCCGACGUAAAAGAAAAACAACGCUUGCCAACUAAACGUGAAGCGUUGAGCAUCAUAAUGGCAUUAUUUGAUCCGCUGGGAAUAAUAUCACCAGUGACCACCCCAGCGAAGAGAAUAUUCCAAGACAUGGCGUUACAAGGCGGACUGGGACGACCCUCUGCCCACGGAAUUAAAAGAAAAAUGGGAAGACUGGAUUACUUCACUUAA